Messenger RNA from Clarias gariepinus (North African catfish), 5001 nucleotides. RefSeq names its product gamma-aminobutyric acid type A receptor subunit gamma2 (gene gabrg2). The transcript is spliced from 10 exons. The record is from RefSeq and is a predicted model, not a curated record. Gene Ontology annotation, cellular component: neuron projection; postsynapse; dendrite membrane. Gene Ontology annotation, biological process: chloride transport; synaptic transmission, GABAergic; nervous system process. Gene Ontology annotation, molecular function: inhibitory extracellular ligand-gated monoatomic ion channel activity; benzodiazepine receptor activity; transmitter-gated monoatomic ion channel activity involved in regulation of postsynaptic membrane potential. NCBI's taxonomy places the organism in Eukaryota, Metazoa, Chordata, Actinopteri, Siluriformes, Clariidae. The coding region runs from base 218 to 1624 and encodes 468 amino acids.
UGCAUUCACACACACACACACACACACACACUGGAGUGUUCCGCGCAUCAUUUCCGCCAUUUUCGGAGCGGGAGCGCGCGGUGAGAGCACAGACUGAGGAAGAGGAGGAGGAGGAGGAAGAGGAGGAAACGCGUCCGUGUCUGUGUGUGUGUGAGAGAGUGUGUGUGCGCGCGCAGUGUGUGCAGACGGACAUGCUGAUGCUGACGGUGAUGUGGUGAUGAAGACGAUGAGGAUGAGGAGGAUGAUGAUGAUGGCGCUCCCUGAGCUCUUCCUCAGGCUCUUCCUCUGCGCUCAGCUCUUCUCCAGUUCGCUUCAAACAGAAAAUGAUGAUGACGAAGUGACAAACAAAACCUGGGUGUUGACCCCGAAGGUGUACGAGAGCGACGUCACGCACAUCCUCAACAAUUUACUAGACGGAUACGACAAUAAGCUGAGGCCGGAUAUAGGAGUCAAACCCACUGUGAUCCAAACGGACAUGUUUGUUAAUAGCAUCGGCCCUGUAAACGCAAUCAACAUGGAGUACACCAUCGACAUCUUCUUCGCUCAGACAUGGUACGACAGACGCCUGAAGUUUAACAGCACCAUGAAGGUCCUGCGUCUUAACAGCAACAUGGUGGGAAAGAUCUGGAUUCCUGACACCUUCUUCCGGAACUCCAAGAAGGCCGACGCCCACUGGAUUACCACGCCCAAUCGCAUGCUCCGGAUAUGGAACGAUGGGCGGAUCCUGUACACGCUGAGGUUGACCAUCGAUGCCGAGUGCCAGCUUAAACUGAAUAACUUUCCCAUGGAUGAGCAUUCCUGUCCCCUGGAGUUCUCGAGCUACGGUUACCCGAAGGAGGAGAUCGUUUAUAAGUGGAAGCGGAGUUCUGUUGAGGUCGGAGACAUCCGCUCAUGGAGACUCUACCAGUUCUCCUUCGUGGGUCUGAGGAACAUCUCAGAUAUCGUCAGCACCUUCUCAGGUGACUAUGUGGUUCUCACUGUCUUCUUCGACCUGAGCAGGAGAAUGGGCUACUUCACCAUCCAGACCUACAUCCCCUGCACCCUGAUUGUCGUCCUCUCCUGGGUCUCCUUCUGGAUCAACAAGGAUGCCGUCCCUGCUCGCACAUCCUUAGGAAUCACCACGGUGCUCACCAUGACAACGCUUAGCACCAUCGCCAGAAAGUCCCUGCCCAAAGUCUCGUACGUGACAGCUAUGGACCUCUUCGUGUCCGUGUGCUUCAUCUUCGUGUUCGCGGCGUUGAUCGAGUAUGGGACGCUGCACUACUUCGUUAGCAACCGCAAACCCAGCAAAAACAAAGACAAGAAGAAGAAAAACCCGCUCCUCCGGCUCUUUCCCUCCAAGCCGAACCCAACGGUGGAUAUCCGUCCCCGCUCGGCUACGGCCAUCCAGAUGAACAACGCCACCCACAUGCAGGAGCGUGACGAGGAGUUCGGCUACGAGUGUCUGGACGGAAAAGACUGCACGAGCUUCUUCUGCUGCUUUGAGGAUUGUCGCUCGGGGGCGUGGCGCCACGGCCGCCUGCACAUCCGCGUCGCCAAGAUCGACUCGUACGCACGAAUCUUCUUCCCCACCGCCUUCGGCCUCUUCAACCUCGUCUACUGGGUGUCAUACCUGUACCUGUGAGCACCUACAGCACAAUGCUAAUCAAACAACCUAAUGCUAAGCAUAAAACGCUAAUCAUACCACAUAGCACUAAUCCUAUAGCGUAACGCUAAUCAUACAACAUAAUGCUAGUCACGUAGUAUAAGGCUAAUUGUACAAAUGCUGCUUUUUAAUACAAACGUUACUGCUAACAUUCCCUUCUCACCUCCAUCCUGUUUCAGUGUGCCCUUGUCAACUUCCCCGUACCUGUCUCACGUCUUCUACAGGACUAAGAACACUAGAUAGUGAAAAACAGAGGCUGCAUAGUAGGAUGUGUAGUCCUCUAGGUUAUUGGAUGUGUAGUCCUCUAGUCCACUAAAUGGUUAUGUAGACUAGAUACAUUGCAGUUAAGUAAAGUGUAGGCCACUAACUUGAUUAAAAUCUAAAAUAGAUUGGUGGGGGUUUGCUCCAUUAUGUUCCAAUAGGCAUGUAGUCCACUUGGUGGUGUGAGAUGUCAUCAAGUUUACUAGAUAUUGGGAUGUGUAGUUCUCGAUAUUGUGGGCGUCUUGUCACCUAAAUAGUGAAACCUACCGGUGAUGGUUAUGGAGUGGAAACUGUGGAGGUGUAGGGAGGUGAAGUCUGCUAGAAUGCGUGGUUUAGUGAAGAAGAUAAUGUGGACUAGCUUAAGAUCAUGUGGUCUACUCCUCAAAACUGGAAUUAAUCUAGGCCACUAGAUUAUAAGUGAUGUUUAUGGACUAAAUAUCAUAGGGUUGUGGGUAGUGUAGUUUGCUAGCUGUAGUCCCCUAGGUAGGCUAACAUCUCCAUGAUUAUUAUACAUUAAUAACACUAUACCAAGGGUGAUAUAGAUAUCAGGUGAGUCCACUAGAUGUAGUCCACUAAACCAUGUAGUGCACUAGAUAUAGAUAUAUUUAUUUAGGGUGAAGAUGGCAGGUCAAGUCCACUAGAUGUAGGCCAUUUAGAGCCCUGGAUAAUGAAAGAACUAGAUUAUGGAAGGUAAAUAAGAUAUUGGAAUUUGCUUUCCUUUAGAUAGUAGAUGCUUUAGUCCAGGAGAACAUGAUCUAGUUCACUAUAUUGUUACGGAUUUCAGUCCUAUAGAUUGUGGUUGAUCUAGUCCCCUAGGUAGUGGAAGCCAAGAUAAAAAUUUAGGAAAAAAUAAAGAAUUUAUGGCAGAUGUAGUUCACUAGAUAGUGAGAUGUAGACUAGACAUGAGAGGUGUAAAGUGGAUAGUGUCAGUUGUAGUCCACAAGAUAAUGCAAGAUCUAGUCAGGUAGAAAGUUGUAGAUACGAGUCCACUAGAUAAUAGAUGUGUGAGUCUUCUAGAAUUUAGAUAUAAUGUGCUAAAGGAUUUAGUCCACUAGAUAGGGAGAUGGGGGAUAUAGAAGUUCUUGACCUCCUCAAAUUCAUGUAUCUGUUUUACACUAGAUAGAUGAACACUAACUUCAUAUCACUAGAUUACGGGAAAUGUAGUCCACUAGAUUGAGGAGAGGUGGUGUAGUUCACUAUAUAAUAGGAGGCAACGUGUAAUGAAAGUGUCCAAGAUAUGUCAUCCACUUGAUAGUGUAGGAUGGUGACCACUAGAUGAUGGAAAGACUAGUCCACUAGACAGAGGAACAAUUUUUUUUUUGAGUGUUUGAAAUCCCUUAAGAUGUGACCUAGGGGACUUUGGCGAGGGGACAUUGGCAAGGGUGCACUGACACCAGAUUGGAACAAGGUUCAUUUUUUUAAUUUUUUUGCCAUGGAAAUCUGAAAUGAGUAAGAAAAGCUGCUGGAGUUUUAAUUGGUUAAAGAUGAGGUCAGUGGGUGGGGCUAGGAUGAAAGCCGGGGCUAGUGCUCAUAGCUUUAAUCACGCUUGCAUUCAUAUCGAUUAUGAAAUCCAUUACGAAAUAAGAGACGGAUUUUUCAGGCUUUGUCGUUGUGUUUAUUCGGUUGUCGUGUCGUCGUGAACAAAGCGAAGGCUGUAGCAACACGUUUUUUGGGGGGCGGGGCUUCAACACAUCACUUCCGUCACUCCUAUCAGGGGCUCGGCGAAGUAUUAUUUGCAUGUCUAGUCCAGAGUUCCCAGAAUUCCGUUGAAUGAACAGGAAGUGAUGUCAUUAGCAAGUCGAGGUGCCACUUCGGAUGAUAUUUAUAAACUACUCUGAAGUGGCGAAAUGCGUUGUUUAGAGUUACAAUAAAUGAAUGAAGUGUGAAAUUUAUUUAUUCAGUAUUUAUUUCUGUCUGUUAGCUGCCAUGUUUUACGACUGCUGGUUAAAAAAAACAACAAUCUGUACAAAUGAUGUAAAUAUUUAAUACUGUAUAAUGUAGUGAUUUAUUUAUUAUCUAUUGCAUGCACCGUUAAAAAAGCAAACUUAAACACUUUUCCAUUAAUGAUUAUGAAAUGAAUAUGAAAUCCACCGAUUUAUCAGUUAAAAAAAUAUUAUUGUCGGAUCUCAUGAACAUAUUCAUAUGUACAACUUAUUUAUUUGGGAUUUUUUUGCCAGCUUUUGGUGUUUGGGAGGAAAGUUUUCUCGUUUGUAUAUAUGAAGCCUGGGGGCGUGGCCAUCCUUCCUGACAUCAUUUCCACAAACAGUCCUCGAGAACAGUAACAGUUACAGACAUUAUUCUUUCUGUUUGUGUAUUUUAUUUAAUUGUUUGUGCUAGUCGCUAACUAACAGGCUAGCACUUUGUCACAUUUUUGUUUUUAGCUAGCUGGAUGUAUGUAAUAUAUUUUGCUGAGAUGUUAGCUAGCAUUUGGUUUAUUUUUAGCUAGAAUGCAUCUAUGACACAUUGUAAGUGUAUUCAAAUCUUGCACUUUUCAUCAAUAUGACAAAUUUUACGUAAACGUUGUAGGAAACAAUGUGACUCAUUUCAGGCAGUGAGGCGGUGUGUAUGAUGUCAGGAAGGACCACAACGUUAUCAACAUUCCCUAAAUAAUCAGGAGAGAAAUGUAUACCUGAACAGUAUUUCCUUUGAUAGCUAGCUGCUGUGCUAAUUAGCUACCUUGCUAACUGAGCAGGCAGAACAAUCUGGAGGACUCCGAGGAAAAAAGACUCCCGUUAUUUGAUGAACUCAGCUGUGUACUUUAUCUCGAAAACCUGACAGUCAGACUGCUGCAGUGGAUUCUGGGUAGUUUGAUUCUGGGUAGUGCAGGCUCAUGUCGAGUCUGUUCUCAUUCAUAAACAUUUACUCACAUGGAUUUUGUGACUGAAUGACAAGAGUAACAGCGGAGAAGGAGAUCUGACGAGCUCAGAGACAUUGGCGAGGGCGGGGACGGCGUGUUAAAGAGGACUGAGAGCAGCUGUGGAUGAGAAACAGAGACUUUUCAUUUACUGAUGGACUGGAUACGAUUUGCUGAACUGAAAUGUGAUUAUAAAUAUUAACACAGGAAAAUAAACACAUGUAUGGAAUUAUUGUGAAGA